Molecule: messenger RNA, 5588 nt
Organism: Onychostoma macrolepis
Lineage: Eukaryota; Metazoa; Chordata; Actinopteri; Cypriniformes; Cyprinidae
Gene: slc16a2
Product: solute carrier family 16 member 2
Biological process (GO): transmembrane transport
Molecular function (GO): monocarboxylic acid transmembrane transporter activity; thyroid hormone transmembrane transporter activity
Source: RefSeq, a predicted model, not a curated record
UCUCAUCUGCGGUCCCUGAGAGCUUUUAAAACGAUGCCCUUGACCCAAUUCCAAUCAGGAACGGUCUGAUUUCUGACGAGCAUUGAUGGAUUGUGCACUUGCCACUGCAAAUGCAGCGACACCGGCCUGGAAAUCAAAUGCAUUGCUCACCGGAUGCUCUCGGUUUCAUUUGUUUGACUGGUUGUAAAUGUGUCAGGAGGCACCUAUAACACUGUAAAUCUGCUCUCCUCGCGUCAUCUGUACAGUUCCUCGCGCGCUUCCUUGUUUCAGGCCAAUUGCGGGACGGGCUGCAGCCACAGAGGAGGGGGUGGUCUCCGGUAUCCGGUUCUUUCCGUAAUCCUGCGCCGGUGGAAUUUUAAAUCCGUUCCUCCAGCUGGAUCUGCUCACUGGAAAUUGUUUACUGGAACUGCUACACUGCAUUGUUCUUUAGAACGCUUAAUUGUUGCAUUGCAACGUGCGCAUAACGCGCGCUGUUGUUUUUAGAACGUUUAAUUGAUACAUUGUCGCACUCGCGUUGUUUGUAUUGAAACUUCUGACGAUAAUGUGUAUGUAGAACGUUGAGUGGUUACAUUGUGUCUCUCGCAGAAUGAGCGUUUCGGAACGUUCCACUGUUAUACUGUAACAGUGCAGAAGUGAGCAGAGCAGAUCAGCCCACCGGGAUCCGGUGUAAAUAUUCAACAAAUGAUAGAGGAGGAGUCGGUGCACGAUAAAAGGGAUGUGAACCGAGAGCAAAGAGCUUUGGACUCGGUUUAAAGCGCGCGCUCACUGUGAUCUCCUCAGUUUGCUGGAAGUCCUGCUGCUUUAUUAUGAAGAGUGAUCUCUCAUAACAGGAUUUGGGCAUUAUCGAUCGGAUUAUGAGUGAUCAUCCAUGCAAAGUGGCACGAGAUUGACUUAGUUUCAGAUCUUGGGGGGAUUUAUUUCUGUUCUUCUCUUCCACCCGUUCGGAAGCAUAUGAUAAAAGAGUUAUUCUGGAAACGCAUUGGCAUCCGUUCGGUAUAGGAUGCACCCAGAAAGCAAUGAGAACACUGCAGGAGCAGCCAGCGGGACACCCGGUUCGGAAGAAUCGACCACUGAACCGCAGGCUGGACAUACUGAACACCUUGCAGUGGAGCACAAAGAGCCGCAGGAGUACGAGGAACCGGAGCGUAAAUUCGCCCCGGAGGACAGCACGGUGCAGCUGAUACAAACCGGCUGCCCCGACAAGCGUCCGGCGACGCCGCCCGGCGCACACCCGGGACCGGGGUUUGUUCCCCCGGAGGGGGGCUUCGGCUGGGUCGUGGUGUUCGCUGCUACGUGGUGCAACGGCUCGAUUUUCGGCAUCCAGAACUCAUUCGGGAUUCUGCACAUGAUGCUGGUGAAAGACCAUCAGGAACUGACGGACCAGGCGUCUCAGUUUAAAGUGGCAUGGGUUGGUGCUCUGGCGAUGGGGAUGAUAUUCUUCUGCUCUCCGGUGGUCAGUAUGUUCACAGAUCACUUUGGAUGCCGGAAGACGGCCGUCUGCGGAGCGUUUGUGGCCUUCCUCGGUCUUCUCACCAGUUCCUUCGCAACCACGCUGGGUCUGCGAUACUUCACAUAUGGGAUACUGUUUGGCUGCGGAUCCUCAUUUGCAUUCCAGCCGUCGCUGGUGAUCCUGGGGCAUUAUUUUCGACAGAGACUGGGUUUGGCCAAUGGCGUGGUGACGGCAGGCAGCAGCCUCUUUUCUAUGGGGCUCCCCGUGCUGCUCAAGAAAGUGGUGGGACCCCUGGGCCUUCCCAGAACCUUCCAGGUCCUCAGCAUCUUCAUGCUGGUCCAGUCGCUGCUGGCCCUCACCUUCAAACCGCUCAUGCCUAGUGGGAUGUGCCCGAUGCCAGGCAUGGGAAUGGAUGGAGGACCCCCGUCCGGCCUAGAGUCGGCGAGCAGGUGGCAGAAGGGCCUGUCCAAAAUCAGGAAGUACUUUAACGUGCGAGUGUUCAGUGUGCUGACCUAUCGGGUUUGGGCAUUCGGCGUCGCCACAGCAGUGCUGGGAUACUUCGUUCCGUAUGUGCACCUGAUGAACUUUGUGAAGGAGCAGUUUGGAGACACUCAGAGGGAAUGGGUGCUGCUCGUGUGUAUUGGAGCGUCGUCUGGAGUUGGUCGACUGCUGUUUGGGAAGAUCGGAGAUCUCAUACCUGGAGUAAAGAAAAUCUACAUGCAGGUGGCCUCGUUCAUAUUACUGGGUCUGAUGUCCAUGAUGAUACCUCAGUGUGCCGUGUGAGGUCUGGUGGUGGUUUUCGUAUUGAUGGGUCUUUGUGACGGCUGUUUCAUCACUAUCAUGGCCCCCAUCGCCUUUGAGUUAGUAGGGCCCAUGCAGGCAUCUCAAGCUAUCGGCUACCUCCUCGGCCUCAUGGCCAUACCAAUGACAGCGGGACCCCCAAUCGCAGGACUUCUUCGCGACUAUUUUGGAAACUACCACGUGGCAUUUUAUCUGGCUGGUGUUCCUCCGAUAGUGGGGGGCAUUGUGAUGUUUUUUGUACCUCUGGUGCACCAGCGCAUGCAAAGACGACGAAAAGAGGCCAACGACCCCAGCAUGGACAAGAUGUUGAAGAACUGCUCUAAUGGAGACAUGCUACCCGGAUACACAGACAUGGAGACACAUAUAUGAAGCCCACAGCCACACAAAGGGAUUCACCAGCACUGCUUGUGGCGUGUGUACGUGAGUGUGUGUCAAGAUGGUGUGUGAUGUAUUUCCUCUUUGCUUGGCUCUAAUCAAACUCGAGGUCUCAAGGCUUUGCCCCCGGCUCUUUUGCUGUUCUGGAGAGGAGACGUGAUCAUCCAUCAAGAGCCCAAACCCUCCUCCAGUGGCCCGCGCUGCCGUUUCCACCGGCUCCCAAGCGACUGAACAACUUCCGCAUGCAGAUUUGGGUGAAAUCACCUCCUGCUCGCGUUUCUCACGAGAAUCUGAACUGAGAGCUCAGGUAGUGCGGGAGCCGUCAGUUAAAUUAGGACAUCAAACAUUUUAGCACCUUUAUUAAGGAAACUUUAAUUUGAUGUGAGAGAGUAGCAUUUCCAGCACAAAGAAAAAUGCUGUUUUCAUUGAGCUUGAUAGUUUAUUGUCUAGAUUAUGCAAAUCAGAUUUGUAAGCUUUAGAUGUUUUCAUAAUACGAUUUUUUUUAAAAAUCCUCCAUAGUCUUGCUUGGAAUUGAUUUCGGAAACUUUUAUGAGACAAAUCCGUCUUUCUUCGUGCACUUUCUGCUACCGACUUUGAUAACCUCAGCUGUGAUUUUCUUAUCAUAACGCACUGCAGCCGUGCAUCGCUUAUGAAUUAUGUAGAAAUGAAAACUAAACGAGGAAUCAUUUUUAUGAAUUAAAAAAAAAAAAAAAAAAGCUAAUCCUCUGUCAUUAAUAAUAUUCGCUAAAUUUAGUUCAGUAAUCAGCUAUGCAGUAAGGAGUUCACAAACUGUGCCAUGACCAUUGAAACAGAUGAAAAACUAAAGGAUCAAUAUUUAUAAAGGGGGUGAAUCUCGUGAAAAAUGCCAAAGGAAAAUAAAUAGAAAUUAUAUUUUGCAUGAAUAUAUAUGUUUUUGCUUUUUAGUUUUAUGACAAUAUGCACAUUUCCACCAAAUUUAUAUAAUGCGAAAACAAUCUUGUUCAUCAUCACAAUACAGUAAUUAAAGAAAUCAAAUCCAGACACAUAAAUCAGUAUAAAAUACCAUAAUGUAAAAAAAAAAUUAAAAAAAAUCAAAGCUGUAAAUUAAACUUUAUUGGAGAUUAUUGGAGACGUUUUUACAAGAAAAUAUUAUUUCAGUCUUAAUUUCACAAUUAAUUAAUUGUGUUACUCAUUGCAAAGAAUUAUUUGUGAAAUUUACUAGUGAUUUCUGAUUGAAAAUUGUUUUAAAGUAAAUCCUACAUCUUUUAUUUCAGUCCACCAUUUAUGCAAAAUAUAAUUUCUUAUUUUUGGCGUAAAAUGUGACCUAGAUAUUUCUUGACAAUUUUCCUGAGAUCCACUCAAGGACAAAAUCACUACAUCAUCUAUAUUUUGUCUUUUUUUCCACAUUUGACUCCCAUUUAUUGUAUUUUUUUAAGAAAAUUAUAUUUUGGUUAUGUGUGUUGUGUCUCGUUUGUUAUAUUAAAAACAAAUCUGGCAUUUUGAAUCGAGCUGAAUGCACUUACGAAGACAAUCAAAGCACGAUCUGAACUGAAUGAUCUGUGAUUCUGUUUAAGAAUGGAAAGAACUGAUUGCUGUAAGCAAAACAACAUAGUAGUGUUACACAAAGUGGGCCAUGUUUAUGAGUAUUAAUCAAUUACUAUGUGACAUCUGAAGCUGUGUUUAUUCUUUUUGAUAAUGUGUGUUUUUGUAUCGGUCGAUUAUAUUAACAUGUCUCACAUAUUUAGUGAGAGCAGCUUUUCCUGAGUCUCUUCCAAAAACUAGUGAGCUGAAACAAUUCAGCCAAGAGAAAUAUUGAUGAUACAUUAAAAAUAGCUCGGUUUGAUUAAAAAUAGACUAUUUUAACCUACAUUGGUGUGUACAUGCUUAUUAGAGUGACUUAGCAACAUGCUGACAUCUGACUAUUGAAAUCAAUUACUAUUAGCCUAUGUAGAGCGUUUGUGAGGUUAGGAUGCUAAUUAAUGCUGUAGACAUCAAGGCAGCUCACUAGUAUUUGGAAAAGUGCUUUAGUUUCUCUCUGCACUUUCAUCUGUCUAUUUGUCAACUUUUUCCCAGAAGCCCUUUAACCACCAGUUUCUGUCGUGUUGUCAUGGAGACAUGUCCGUAUGAACUAAUUAACGUUGUUUCUGGUACAUUUUCCUCAGAACUCAUUAGAUGCCCUGUUUAAAAAACAAAAGAUGGUCACGAUCUUAACCAAACUGCCUCAACCAACCCCGUCCUGCAGGUUUAACCAGGAGACGGCGCUUUUACACUAAAGCAACUAGACCACAAGACACCUCUUCAGAUUCUACUGUGUGAUGAAGUUAUGUGGUGACUAAAGAUGCUUGUUUCAGAAUAAUCGAUGUCUUUUUUGGAAAAAGACGAAAUCUUGCAUACCUCAGACGCCUGUUUUAUGGUUUCAUACUGAUAAAUAUUAGACCCUGGUGCAGUUAGUCGUAUCGAUUUGCCUCCUACAGUGGUUUGUGCAGAUUCAUGGACUGCCGUGCGAAUCUUUGAGCCUCAAAGCCAUGGUUCUUGUCGUUUAUGUCUCUCUACCUGAUCUGAUCUGAUCUGAUCUGAUCAUCACAUAUAGCAGGCCCUGCAAAUCAGUCCUCAUCCAAAUGAUCAUCCUUCCUUAGAGUUUUGGUCGUGCCAUUUCUGACUGAGAGUGAUGUGUUUUAUAUGCGUGAGGGACAAAGAAUGAGAGAGACGGACACAUUCAGACUUUUAGAAACUCAGGGAGUUUUCAUCACCCGUCUGCAUAUUAUUGCACGCUUGAUUCAUAAAUCUGUUAUAUAACACAUUUUAUUGAUAAAGGCAUUGGAGUCUGAUUAGGUGAAUUGGGUGAAUCUCAAGAGAAAACACACACACACACACACAUAUAUAUAUAUAUAUAUAUAUAUAUGCAUUGUGAUAUGUUCAACAACAUUAAAAUCUGCAUAAAGGCCGUACUACAAGUAAUAUGUACAACUAAUGACUUUUCACA